AUGGCUGUGGGAUCCGCUUCGCUACAAGACCGCCUCGAGAGGUGGUCGCAACGCCUGAACAACUUGACCGUCUCCCCUCUCGCAAGAGAUUAUGACGCUCAAGCAGACAGCAAGCGCGCCAUUGAGGCCUUUGAAACUCUGAAGCUCUCACAAGAGACACAAUCAUCAUUGCAGAAGCUGUGUGGACCUUCGUCCUCGCAAUUCACUGUGUUUUUGACUGCCUUUGUGCUUCUUGUUGCUCGAUUGACUGGAGAUGAAGAUAUUGCCAUCGCCACAAAUCUGGCUGAAGAUUCACGUCCAUUCGUUCUGCGUGUCUUCUAUGACCCGGCUGAGUCCUUCAAUCAGCUCUUGACAAAGGUCGAAAAGGUCUUCAACGAGUGUGCUUCGGACAUUGUUCCCCUCGGAAGCCUUCGAUCGUAUAUCCAGGACAAGUCCAAGUCGGAACGGACGCCCGUCCUUUUCCGUUUCGCUGCCUACGAUGCUCCGGCCGACUCCCAGGAAUACCCCGCAAAUACAUUCGAUAGUACGGAUCUGGUUAUCAAUAUUUCGAAUGAACUGGGUGCCUACUACAACCAGCGUCUCUUUUCCAGCGCAAGAAUUGCCACUAUCCUCAAGCAGUUGGCACAGAUCGCAGACAAUGCGGCUGCGGACCCAGAGCAAGCUGUCGGCCGGAUCGACCUGAUCACAAAGGAAGAGCGGGCACUGCUACCUGAUCCCACUGCUGAUCUCAAUUGGUCGAAAUUCCGUGGUGCGAUUCACGACAUCUUUGCCGAGAACGCGAAGAGACAUCCCCAGAAGCUUUGCGUCGUGGAGACCAAGUCAAGCACCUCCCCACAGCGCGAGUUCACCUAUCAGCAAAUCAAUGAGGCUUCCAACAUCCUCGGACACCACCUGGUGCAGGCUGGUAUUCAAAGAGGAGAGGUGGUCAUGGUGUAUGCCUAUCGUGGUGUCGAUUUGGUUGUGGCCGUGAUGGGCAUUCUCAAGGCCGGCGCGACAUUCUCUGUGAUUGAUCCUGCGUAUCCCCCCGAUCGACAGAACAUAUACCUGGAUGUUGCCCGUCCGCGUGCAUUGAUCAAUAUUGCCAAAGCCACCGCUGAUGCUGGGGAGUUGUCGGACAUUGUUCGGACCUUUAUCAACGAGAAUCUGGAGUUGCGUACUGAAGUCCCGGCGCUCGCGCUUCACGAUGACGGCACCCUGACCGGCGGAUUGAAUGAUGGCCAGGACGUGUUCGCCAAGCAGGUCGAGCUCAAGUCUCAAUCUGUCGGUGUCGUCGUGGGACCCGAUUCCAUUCCGACCCUUUCGUUCACUUCGGGCUCCGAGGGCCGACCAAAGGGCGUGCGUGGUCGCCAUUUCAGUCUAGCAUACUACUUCCCAUGGAUGUCUGAAACUUUCAAGUUAUCAGAGCAAGACAAGUUUUCUAUGCUGUCUGGAAUUGCCCACGACCCGAUUCAGCGUGAUAUCUUCACCCCGUUGUUUCUGGGUGCCCAGUUGCUGGUUCCAGCAAAGGAGGAUAUCCAAAAUGAGAAAUUGGCCGAGUGGAUGCGCAACUACGGUGCCACCGUUACCCAUCUGACCCCCGCCAUGGGUCAGAUCCUUGUCGGUGGUGCUUCCGCUCAGUUCCCUGCCCUCCACCACGCUUUCUUCGUUGGCGACAUUUUGAUUAAGCGGGACUGCCGUUCGCUUCAGGGCCUUGCCCCUAACGUUUCCAUCGUGAACAUGUACGGCACAACGGAGACACAACGGGCUGUGAGUUACUACGAGAUUCCGAGCUACUCAAGCCAAGAAGGGUUCUUGGAUACGAUGAAAGACAUCAUUCCCGCCGGUCGUGGUAUGGUCGAUGUCCAGAUGCUGGUGGUCAACCCAUUCGACCCAACUCGCAUGUGCGGCAUAGGCGAAGUCGGCGAGGUGUACGUUCGAGCAGCGGGCUUGGCCGAAGGCUAUCUCGGCUCACCCGAUAUGAACGCAAAGAAAUUCUUGACCAAUUGGUUCGUCAAGCCUGAAGUCUGGACUGAGAAAGACAAGGGUGGAAAUGAGCCCUGGAGGCAGUUUUACGUCGGGCCUCGGGAUCGAUUGUACCGCAGUGGUGAUCUCGGUCGUUAUACUCCCUCUGGAGAUGUCGAGGUUUCUGGUCGUAUCGACUCCCAAGUUAAGAUUCGAGGCUUCCGCAUCGAAUUGGGAGAGAUUGAUACUCACCUGUCUCGGCACCCUCUUGUGCGCGAGAAUGUUACUCUCGUUCGUCGUGAUAAGUUUGAAGAACCGACGCUUGUCAGUUACUUCGUCCCAGACAUGAAUAAAUGGUCCCGAUGGCUGGAAUCGAAGGGCCUAGAGGACGACGAUUCAGGCGAAGGCAUGGUUGGCAUGUUACGUCGGUUCCUACCACUGCGCAAUGAUGCCCGUGAUCAUCUUCGCAGCAAGCUCCCUGCAUAUGCUGUUCCCACGGUGAUUAUUCCGCUGAAGCGUAUGCCUCUCAAUCCUAACGGAAAGAUUGACAAGCCUGCCUUGCCGUUCCCCGACACGGCUGAGCUCAGUGCUGCUGCGCCCCGUCGUCGCUCUUCUGCUAUGCAAGCUCUGUCAGAGACAGAACAAGCUCUCGCCCAAAUUUGGGCUAAGCUGAUUCCCAAUGUGACUGCCCGUAUGAUUGGCUCCGAUGACUCGUUCUUCGAUCUUGGUGGGCACAGUAUUCUCGCGCAGCAGAUGUUUUUCGAACUUCGCCGCAAGUGGCGUACCGUGGACAUCAGCAUGAGCGCUAUCUUCCGCAGCCCGACUCUGAAAGGCUUUGCUGGGGAAAUUGAUCGUCUCCUAGAUGCUGAGGCCUUCGCUACUAGUGACAAAGCUGAUCCUAGCACCAGUGAACCCGAUGACGUCUAUUCUAAGGACGCGCGUCAGCUGGUCAAUGAGCUUCCUGCAGCGUUCCCUACACGAACGGAUGAUCUCCUCGCCACCCAGCCAACUGUCUUCCUCACAGGCGCUACGGGUUUCUUGGGUGCGCAUAUUCUUCGUGAUCUCCUCACGCGCAAAUCUCCAUCCACCAAGGUUGUUGCUUUGGUUCGAGCCAAGAGCGAAGAGCAGGCUCUCGACCGUCUUCGUUCGACUUGCCGGGCCUAUGGAUUCUGGGACGAUGAGUGGGUCAACCGUCUGGAGACGCCUUGCGGCGACCUGGGCAAACCCCUGUUUGGUCUUUCUCAGCCAGUGUGGGAUGACCUCACCAGUCGCAUCGAUGUGGUAAUCCAUAACGGCGCCCUAGUACACUGGGUUUAUCCCUACUCCACUUUAAGAGCACCCAAUGUGCUUGGUACAAUUGACGCGCUCAAGCUUUGUGCCACCGGCAAGGCGAAACACUUUGCCUUUGUCAGCUCCACCAGUGCCUUGGACAAUGACCAUUAUGUGCAAGUGUCCGAGCGCAGCCUUGCUGAAGGUGGUAACGGAGUAAGCGAGGACGAUGACAUGGAAGGUAGUGCCGUCGGCCUUGGGACAGGCUACGGCCAGAGUAAGUGGGCUGGUGAGCACCUCGUCCGCGCAGCGCGCUCCCGCGGACUCAAGGCGGGUAUCAUUCGCUCAGGAUAUAUCUUGGGUGACUCCACGUCCGGUGUGUGUGUCACGGAUGACUUCCUCACUCGUUUCUGGAAGGGUUGCGUUCAGCUCGGCUCGCGUCCCAACAUCGGCAACUCCGUCAAUGCAUGCCCUUCGGAUUAUGUCGUUCGAGUUGUCAUUUCAGCCGCUUUCCACCCACCCAUGAACAAGACAGGUGUUGUCCACGUGACAGGUCAGCCACGGCUGCGCUUCAAUGAGUUCCUUGGUGCUCUGGAAACCUAUGGUUAUCCCAUCAAGCAGAUCGAUUACAUCCCCUGGGCUGCCUCUCUGGAACACUAUGUCAAUGACGGUCAACACAAUGACAAGGAAUCCCAGCAUGCUUUGAUGCCACUCUACCACUUUGUGGUCUCAGAUCUGCCAUCUAACAGCAAGGCUCCUGAGUUGGACAACCAGUGGGCUUCUGCCGGGCUGAAGACCGAUGCUGCGUGGUCAGGGGUUGAUGCCUCUGCCGGUGCUGGUAUCACCGUUGAGUUGAUCGGACUUUACGCGUCCUAUUUGGUCGCCAUCGGGUUCUUGCCAGCACCGACAGUGGCGGGUGCCCGACCUCUGCCGCCUGUUCCCAUCACCGAGGAACAGAAGAAGAUGAUUCUCAACGUCGGCGGUCGUGGCGGUGCCCCCUAA
Molecule: messenger RNA, 4212 nt
Organism: Penicillium oxalicum
Lineage: Eukaryota; Fungi; Ascomycota; Eurotiomycetes; Eurotiales; Aspergillaceae
Gene: aarA
Product: L-aminoadipate-semialdehyde dehydrogenase
Exons: 8
Coding region: 1-4212 (1403 amino acids)
Biological process (GO): L-lysine biosynthetic process
Molecular function (GO): phosphopantetheine binding; L-aminoadipate-semialdehyde dehydrogenase [NAD(P)+] activity
Source: RefSeq, a predicted model, not a curated record